This is a messenger RNA of Bombina bombina (fire-bellied toad), 2113 nucleotides long. It is a transcript of the gene KCNN4, whose product is annotated as potassium calcium-activated channel subfamily N member 4. Gene Ontology annotation, biological process: potassium ion transmembrane transport. Gene Ontology annotation, molecular function: small conductance calcium-activated potassium channel activity; calmodulin binding; intermediate conductance calcium-activated potassium channel activity. The coding region runs from base 394 to 1773 and encodes 459 amino acids. NCBI's taxonomy places the organism in Eukaryota, Metazoa, Chordata, Amphibia, Anura, Bombinatoridae. The record is from RefSeq and is a predicted model, not a curated record. The transcript has 8 exons. Gene Ontology annotation, cellular component: neuronal cell body; plasma membrane; neuron projection.
AAUAAGGUAUGAACAGUCAGACUGUACUUGGGUGAGAAGAGAGCAGGCAGAAAGGAAUCAGCUGAAAAGCUGAGCAGAGUAAAACAAACAAAAAAAAGAUAAAAGAGUUUAAAGUUAAUAAAUGAAGAGAAAAUACAGGGAAAAAAACAUAAAAAGGGAAAAACAAAAAACUUGAAAUAAAGUAGUGUAAGGAGAAAGGGAAGUGUGUUAGUUGGAAGAUAGAAAAGGAACAGGACCAAAGGAAAAUUUGGAUAAAAGUGUAAGGUGAUUGAAGGAGUAAAGGGUUAGUGCCCCCUCCCCGUUGCCAAGCAAGAGCACAGGAAGCUGUGGUUUCCUCUGCUGUCUCUGGUAGCCGGGUUGGGUAAAGGCUCAGGAGACGCAGCCAAGGAGCACAUGGGAAGGGACGACUGGUCUCUGUUUACAAAAUGCUUUCCUGCAUCCCGAGGGGAAUCAGCCCGCAGCGACAUGCAGAGCAGGGAGCUCACCGAAGUCUCCAUCCUCAACUCCAAAAAAAAGCUAGACAUUGUCCGGGAAACCCCUUCCGAGAGACUGCGCAAGUUGAGAAAAAGCAAGACACUGGUGGAUGAGAAGAAGAAGCUUUCCGUUUGGACACUACUAUUAGCGUUGCUCGGGAUUCUGAUAAUGGUCUUACACACGGAGCUACUCUGGUUUGGAAACUGUCAGUGGUUUCUCUAUCUCUUCAUGAUGAAAUGCAGCAUCAGCCUCUCCACUGGAAUCCUGCUCGUUCUAAUCAUCACGUUUCACAUCAAGGAGAUUCAGCUCUUUAUGAAUGAUAACUCUUUAGUAGAUUGGCGCAUUGCUGUGAAUUUGAAAAAAUUUGCCUGGAUUCUUCUAGAGGUAUUGGUGUGUGCAGUGCAUCCCUUUCCAUCCGAACAACAGUGUGAUGACGGAACUGAGGCAGAUGGGAAGCUGCCCUUCCUUUCAGACACAGACAUCAUCUUGUCCAUCCUGAUGUUCCUACGGAUUUACCUAAUCCCCAGAACGGUUCUUCUUCACAGUCGGGUGCUGGUGGAUGCAUCUUACAGAAGUAUUGGUGCCCUCAAUAAUAUCAAAUUCCAGUAUCAGUUUGUAAUGAAAAUCCUGAUGAACACAUGUCCGGGUCGAGUCCUCCUUAUAUUGGCCUUAAGCUUGUGGAUCGUUUCCUCCUGGGUUUUGUCUGUGUGUGAGAGAGAUUAUUAUCGUGGGACUGACAGCUUGACCAAUGCUUUGUGGCUUGUUCCCAUUACCUUCCUUACUAUUGGUUACGGAGACGUGGUACCACAAACUGUGUGUGGCAAGAUAGUGUGUCUGAGCACUGGAGUGAUGGGGGUCGGCUGCACUGCUCUACUUGUUGCUGUAGCUGCCCAGAAGCUGGAAUUCACCAAAGCCGAGAAGCAUGUGCACAACUUCAUGAGGGAUAUACACUAUAAGAAGCAGAUCAAGUGUGCAGCAGCAAAUGUACUGGGGGAAGCAUGGCUUCUGCACAGACACACUAAAAUAGGGGACUACACCAAGAUCCGGCAGCACCAGAGGAACCUGUUAGGAGCCAUUCAUAUAUUUCGCCGCAGGAGAAUUAAGCAUAAAAAUCUACAAGACCAAGUGAAUGCAAUGGUGGAUAUUUCUAAGAUGCAGAUGAUCAUGUACGACUUAGAUGAAAAUCUCAGCUCUUCUCACCGGGCCCUGGAGAAGAAGAUCAGCCAACUGGACAAGAAACUUGAUGAAAUCAGUCAACUAAUAAUGGCAGCAACAGAAUCUUCAAAACUUACUAGCUAGUUAGCAACAAAAAUGGGAUAUCAGAAAGCUUAAGUGUUCGCACAGCACAUGAACUACCAAAGAGUUGUCUUCCAUAUAAAUCGUCCUUCAUUGUCUGAAGGGUUUAACAAAAAUUAUUUUUCAGGGCUGCUCAAAGACCUCAUCUUAUAAGGGCUAAUAAAUUUCACUUGUUAUGUUCUGCUUAAGGUGACCAGAUUUUUAAAAUAAAAUACGGGGACAUUUGUUUUUAUUGGAAAAUGGUAAAAAACUAUUUUAUUAGCAUAUUUUCCUCAAAUUAUAUAUGCAGUGUAUUUAUGGGUUUAUGGAGUGAAUGUAUGAUAUAUAUAUAUAUAUAUAUAUA